Molecule: messenger RNA, 678 nt
Organism: Zasmidium cellare ATCC 36951
Lineage: Eukaryota; Fungi; Ascomycota; Dothideomycetes; Mycosphaerellales; Mycosphaerellaceae
Exons: 3
Coding region: 1-678 (225 amino acids)
Source: RefSeq, a predicted model, not a curated record
AUGAGCACAUCCGCCGAAGGUGAGGUUCAUGACCUCAUGGAGAAACUACAGGCGGACUCUUUCAUCAAAAUCAUCACCUCGGACAACUCAUUGAAUCCAUAUCUCAUGCCCAAAACCGUUCUUGAGGGGCAGUCGGAAUACUUUGCAACACGCAUACAAAACCGCCAACAGGUUUUCAAUUUCACAGCGGACAGUGUUGUUGCGUGGCAUACGUAUCUACACUGGCUAGUCGAGCAGCGGCUGCGGGAGGACAUGAUGACCGACGACAAGGUGCCCGACCUUCAGCUCAUUGUCAAGUGCUACACUCUCGGGGAGCGGUAUGACCUGAUGGCCUUCGAAGACGAGGUCAUGCUGGUUCUUCUUGAGGCUGCCGACGAUUACGACGAUGGUCGAGACUGGCUCGACGCGGACACUAUGUUGUUGGCUUUCGAGGCGAGUCCCGAAUGGUCGAUGCUUCGCGAAUUGCUGGUCGAGGAAGCAGUGCUGGGGAGACUCGGCUUUAUCGGCCUCUUUGCUGAUAAGUGGGCGAACAGCGCUUAUCCGAAGACGAGCAGGUUCGACGAGGAGGAGUGCAUGACCAAGUACUUCUGGAAGAAGUACAUGGUGGGCCCAGUGGAGAAGUACGAGGUCGCUCAGUUCAAGCAAAUGGGCAGAACUCAGACACGGGAGAGCGAAUAA